AUGUCAAACGACGACCGAGGAUAUCGGCCAAAAUGGGGCGAGCUGGCCAUUGAGCAAUACAUGAGACACUGGGACUUCGCCGUAGGUCCGGUGAGCGGUGCUGGGUACAAGCGAUAUCCGUCAUCGGAAAUCGUGGACAUGUCACGAGCACAGUUCAAGGUCUGCCUUGCCAAGGCAAAGCAGAAUGAGCCUGAUCGGUGGCGGGAGGAUCCGCAUGGCUGGAUCGAAGUCGAGGGGGCCGACCUCCUCCGCACAGUGGCAGCAGCCUACAUUCUGGUGGCAGAUCAAACGGCCUUCGAGACUGGCCACGUGCGUCUGAUUUAUGUGGAUGGGGAGCGGAAUGUCAUCCGGGAGACUCGCUUCGACACGCAGACGAUCACCGAUGUGAUCAUGGAUUGGGCCCAGUUGAAUCUGCCCCCCGGAGUUGUGGGAGGAAGGCACUAUCGGGGAGAGGUACCGCGUCACUGGGGAUUUGGGAAGGGAGUUUUAUCAAUUGAGCGAGGCUGA
Messenger RNA from Penicillium antarcticum, 507 nucleotides. RefSeq lists its product as uncharacterized. The coding region runs from base 1 to 507 and encodes 168 amino acids. The transcript is spliced from 2 exons. The record is from RefSeq and is a predicted model, not a curated record. NCBI's taxonomy places the organism in Eukaryota, Fungi, Ascomycota, Eurotiomycetes, Eurotiales, Aspergillaceae.